This is a messenger RNA of Melitaea cinxia (Glanville fritillary), 1103 nucleotides long. Its product is annotated as transmembrane protease serine 9-like. The record is from RefSeq and is a predicted model, not a curated record. Gene Ontology annotation, molecular function: serine-type endopeptidase activity. The coding region runs from base 1 to 945 and encodes 314 amino acids. The transcript is spliced from 6 exons. Gene Ontology annotation, biological process: proteolysis. Lineage: Eukaryota; Metazoa; Arthropoda; Insecta; Lepidoptera; Nymphalidae.
AUGACAGGCGGUUCCGCGCUCGUUAUCUGCGCUUAUCAAGCGAGGUUACCCGCCGAACCUGACAAUGAAAUGGAAUUAGUGAUGCCUACUUGUCGAUACAAUCAUUGUAUCGAGUUGGCAGACGUGGAGUGUGGUCUUGUGAUGGCGCGGAAGGGUCGUAUCGUGGGCGGGAUUGACAGUCUACCCGCUGAGUUCCCCUGGGCGGCAAGCAUCUGGAGACAAGGCACUCACCAGUGUGGUGCCACUGUUAUCAGUGACAGGUGGCUGUUAACAGCAGGACACUGUAUUUGCAGUGUGUUCGAUGAAUUCUACAAAUCCAAACAGUUAACAGUCGUUGUUGGGUACACAGAUAUAUCUGUUAGUGAUAAAAACGAAAAGUUAUCAAAAAUAUUACCACAUCCUGAAUACAGAUGUAAAAAGAAGACAAAUGAUGUUGCCCUUCUUAAAACGGUACGUCAGUUGGAAUGGAGUAGUGAUUUAAGACCCGCGUGUCUACCACAACCGAAAUCAUCAGACUUCAUUGGUGAAACAGCUACUGUAGCUGGUUGGGGUUUCACAAAUGAAGAUAGAGGAAUCGGAAUUAGACCAAAUGUUCUACAAAAGACAGAUGUGACUGUAGUUGAAAAUGGGGUAUGUAACAGUUGGUAUGAAUCAAGAGGUAGCAAGGUUAAAGUCAUUGCGACACAAAUGUGCGCUGGUUUUGAACAAGGAGGACGAGACUCUUGUUGGGCUGACAGUGGUGGUCCUUUGAUGGUUAAAGAAGAGAAAGGCCAUUCAAUGGUGAUUGGUGUGGUAUCUACAGGCAGUGGUUGUGCCAGAGCUAAAAUGCCAGGAAUAUAUUCUAGAGUAUCUAAGUUUACUGAAUGGAUAAUAUCAUCUGUUAAUGAAGAUAACACAAGAUCUGGCCUAAGCUGGUAUACAAGAAAGGCUGAAAGAUUUUUUUAACGACAACACUAUUCAUUGAUGCUUUGACAGUUACCAAAAACUACUAUAAAUAAUAUUGCUAUCCAUAUCCAAAUAAUGUAAUAACUGUGAUACUAGAGUUAAGAUUUCAAAUUGUUUAAUUUAUUUGAGUUUAAUGAUUACAUUUAUUUAAAAUGAAA